This is a messenger RNA of Pistacia vera, 848 nucleotides long. Its product is annotated as abscisic stress-ripening protein 2-like. The record is from RefSeq and is a predicted model, not a curated record. The transcript is spliced from 2 exons. Lineage: Eukaryota; Viridiplantae; Streptophyta; Magnoliopsida; Sapindales; Anacardiaceae. The coding region runs from base 107 to 622 and encodes 171 amino acids.
UUCCCCAGCUUGAUCACACACCAAAACUCAAAUUUCUUUUAAUUUUAUAUUCUUUGUUAAAUUUCUUGUAUUGAAUUACUCUUUGCAAUCAAACUUUUACUUCACCAUGUCUGAGGAGAAGCACCACCACCACCUCUUCGGCCGCCACAACAAGGACGAGGACAGGCCGGUCGACGAAGGCGCCGUCUACUCCGAGACCACCGCCUACAGCACUGAUAAUGCUUACGGUGGCGAUGGAACCACCGCCUACUCCGACAAUGCUUACGGUUCUAGCGGGAACACCGCCUACUCCGAGACUGCUUACGGCGAGGUGCCUCCGCGGUCUGACUAUGGUGAUCAGCGGAAGGAGGACGUUGAUUACAAGAAGGAGGAGAAGCACCACAAGCAUCUUGAGCACCUAGGCGAGCUCGGAACUGCUGCAGCCGGUGCUUACGCUUUGCAUGAGAAGCACAAGGAGAAGAAGGACCCAGAGCAUGCACACAAGCACAGGAUCGAGGAGGAGAUUGCUGCGGCGGCUGCUGUUGGAGCCGGAGGAUUCGCCUUCCAUGAGCACCAUGAGAAGAAAGAGACCAAGGAGGAAGAGGAAGAGGCUCAUGGCAAGAAGCACCACCAUCUCUUUUAAGUGUUGCUUACUUGCUUAGUGAAUUAAUUAUUGUUAAUUUUCUGUAUUUUGUGUUAUGUUUGUUUGUUAAUUACGUAUGUAUGUACGUAUCUGUGUACCAGUAAGCAACUGCCCUAAAUAAUUCUGUGUGUUUGGGUCACUUUGUGAGUGCUCUACUGGGGGUGAUUUGAGCAUUUGCCCUUUGUUAUGUGAUGUUUAUAAUAAUGAUAUUUCAGAUGUUUUUAUU